AUGCCGCCCUCUCAAGAUGAGAUUAGGGUUGUGGAUGCUGACGGUCAACGCAACCCGAUUGUUAUGGUCAACGGCAAAGAAGUCAUCGUGAGCUCUGCGACCGAGAAGCCGAACCGCUCUUUCUGGGUUGCUUGGAUGUACAUUUUUGACUGGUACCCUAGUCACUACUCUCCGGAAGAAAAGAAACUAGUAAGGAAACUUGACUGCAUCUUGCUCACUCUGUGCUGCCUUUGCUUCUACAUAAAAUGGCUUGACCAGAACGCACUUAAUACUGCGUAUUGGUCUGGUAUGCGCGAAGAAUUGGCCAUCAAGGGCAACGAAUAUUCACUCUUCGGAACCUUUUACAAUAUCGGCUACAUGAUCUUCGAGAUACCAAGCAUGUUGAUAAUAUCUCGCCCAAAGCUUGCUCGCUACUACGUCCCAACUAUGGAGGUUGCCUGGUCUAUCUUAACUUUCACGCAAUCUCGCUUGAGCAGCGUACCGCAAAUUUAUGGUCUCCGGUUCCUCCUCGGUGUUCUCGAAACACCCGCCUCGACUGGUUCUAUCUAUCUUCUAACGUCAUGGUACCGCUCUGAUGAGGUUUUCAAGCGCGCUGGAGUCUGGUAUGUCUCAAGUAACGCUGGCGCCAUGUUCAGCGGUUACCUACAGGCCGCUGCCCACAAAAACCUCAACGGAGUUCACGGCAUGUCAGGUUGGCGCUGGCUGUUCAUAAUCGACGGGUCUAUCUCGCUGCCUAUUGGUCUUGCUGGCUUCUUCUUGUACCCCGGGCUUCCCACCAGUCCUAAGGUCUGGUGGCUGACAGAAGACGAGAGGAGGCUAGCUGUCGCACGCAUGCAGAGCCAGGGUACGAAACAGAGUUCAAAAAUCGGAAAACGUAUGCUCAAGCGUGUAUUCACUCAUUGGCAUUUCUACGUCGCGGUCUUGACAUACGUCUUUUUCCAAUGCACAAGCUACGUUGGUGGCCAGAUGCAAGCUUGGCUAAAGAAAGAAGCUGAUCUCAACGGAACCUACACCAUCGAAGAGAUCAACCUUAUUCCUACUGGUGUUCAGGGUCUUGCUAUCGUUUGCGGCAUUUUCAUCACUAGUUUGGUGAUGAUAUAUCCGAUGUGGAUCGUUUUCUCGGUCGUCACGGCAAUCCUGCUCUUCGCAAAUGUGUGCCUUCGAGUAUGGUACAUUCCGCUUGGUCUUCACUUCACUUGCUACUACCUGCUGGGUCUCACGUCCUGUGUAACCCCCAUCCUCUUCCCGUGGGUGAACAUGAUAAUGAAGGACGACAACGAAGCACGAAGCUUCACUACUGGUGCUAUGAUGACUAUCGGCUGGGCCUUCUUCUCCUUCUAUCCGAUCACCGUAUUUCCUAUCCUGGAGGCGCCGCAAUGGACAAAAGGCUAUACUGUCAAUAUUGUCUUCAUCAUAUGCUACUGGGCGCUCUUCAUGAUUGGACAGUAUCUCUGGCGUCGCGAAGAGAAAACCAGGAAGUUUGACAUUAACAGGCCCGAGGGCGAGGACGAGCUCGAAAAGUCAGAGGCGGUGUAUGUCGAGGUUGCGGACGGCAAGGCAACGAAGUAA
Molecule: messenger RNA, 1569 nt
Organism: Alternaria atra
Lineage: Eukaryota; Fungi; Ascomycota; Dothideomycetes; Pleosporales; Pleosporaceae
Exons: 5
Coding region: 1-1569 (522 amino acids)
Biological process (GO): transmembrane transport
Cellular component (GO): membrane
Molecular function (GO): transmembrane transporter activity
Source: RefSeq, a predicted model, not a curated record